Molecule: messenger RNA, 1839 nt
Organism: Rotaria sp. Silwood1
Lineage: Eukaryota; Metazoa; Rotifera; Eurotatoria; Philodinida; Philodinidae
Source: the annotation of a GenBank genome assembly
AUGCAUUUUCAUCAUCAUCGUCGUGGAAGAAAGCCUCAUAAUGAUGGAUCAGAAUCGUUGAACAGGGAUCGUGAUGUGGGUCUCUCAUUUUUAUAUCAUUCAAGUAGACAUUGUUUACGUUUAAGUUAUCCAACUAUUCCAACAUAUUAUUCAUUAGCAUAUUUACCAAUGCCAUAUCUAUCGAAAAAUAAUGCACGUUCAAUGCAUUCAAAUUUUCAAAUAUUGUUAUAUAAUUUUCUUGAACGACCAGCUGGACUCAAAUGUUUUUUUUAUCAUUUUCUUGUGUUUUUGGUGGUGAUUGUUUGUCUUGUUUUAUCGGUAUUAUCAACAAUUGAAAAAUUUUCAGAAUCUUUAUCAAUAUAUGUUUAUUGGAUUGAAAUAUUUCUUGUUCUAUUUUUUGGUAUUGAAUAUAUUCUAAGACUUUGGUCAGCUGGAUGUCGAAGCAAAUAUAUGGGUAUCAUAGGUCGUUUUCAUUUUGCACGAAAACCUAUUGCUGUUAUCGAUUUAUUGGUUGUUGUCGCAUCAACUUUAUUGCUAACAUUAGCAACCGAACAAAAAACAUUUGCUGCAUCAGCUAUUCGUGGCGUUCGAUUUUUACAAAUUUUACGUGUUUUACAUGUUGAUAGACAUGGUGGUACAUGGCGAUUAUUAGGAAGUGUAGUUUAUAUUCAUCGACAAGAAUUAAUUACAACAUUAUAUAUUGGAUUUCUUGCAUUAAUUUCUUGUAGUUAUUUAGUUUAUAUUGCUGAAAAAGAUGAAAAAGGUGAAAAUUUACGAGGUGCUAAAGGCAAUGAUAGUCAUUUCGAAUCAUAUGCUGAUGCAUUAUGGUGGGGCGUUAUUACAAUAACUACUAUUGGAUAUGGUGAUGUUUAUCCAAUAACAUGGCUUGGAAAAAUUAUUGCUUCUUGUUUUGCUAUAUUUGCAAUAUCAUUUUUUGCUUUACCAGCUGGUAUACUUGGUUCUGGUUUUGCUUUGAAAGUUCAACAAAAACAACGACAAAAACAUUUUUCUCGACAAAUUCCAGCAGCAGCAACAUUAAUUCAAGCAGCAUGGCGUGUUUAUGCAAGUGCACCUGGUUCAUCAUGUACUGCAACAUGGAAUAUAUAUUUACGUGCUACUGUUCCAAAUGUAUCAUCAUCAACUAAUAAAACAUUUUCAACAAAUAAUCAAACAUUUGGCGAAAGAACAGCAGAAAAACUUCGAUAUUUACGUUUAUCAAGUUCAAUACGAAAAAGUCGAUCAAAAAGACAUAGUCAACCAUCAUCACCAAAUCUUUUACAAUCACCAGUAAUGAGUGAUGUUCGAAAUUCAACUUCAUCAACAUCGAAUACAACAGGAUGUUAUUUGAUGUCAACUAAUGAUCAUGAUGAUGAAGAUUUUGAAGAAGAACCUAUUAAACUUUGGUCUUUAACUGAAGAUCAUAAACGAAUGAUUCGUUGUAUUCGUAAAAUGCAAUUAAUUGUUGCUCGUAAACGUUUUCAACAAGCUCGAAAACCUUAUGAUGUACGAGAUGUACUUGAACAAUAUUCACAUGGACAUAUUAAUAUGAUGAUGAGAAUUAAGGAAUUACAACGAAAACUUGAACAUACUAUUGGUAAACAGCCACCAUUAAGUAAUGAAGAUCGUUCAAAAUUAACUGUUCUUGCACGUAUGCAACGUGUUGAAUGUUCAAUUAUUGAUAUGAAACAAACUAUGGAAAAUAUUUAUAUAUCAUUAAAAAAUAUUGAUGAUAAAAUUAAUCACUUAUCGAUUAAUAAUAACAAUCAUCAACGUACAACACGAUCGAUUAUUUCACAUGGUGGUGUAAAAUUUUCUUCUAUUGAUCAAGAAAUCUCAUAA